GCGCGCGCUUGCGCGUGCGAGGCGGCGGUGGUUGCUCCCGCGCGCCUCGUCACUGCCCCCACCCCCGGUCGUGCGCGUGCAGCAGCUCGCGGAAUUGGUGAGGGAGAAUCUUGCUUUUAAUGAAACAUUUAUCAUAUGUUCAGAGGCAAGUCAGUAAACCUGGCCAAAAGCUGAUGUCAUCAGAAACACCAAGAAAGAAUGCAGAGUUGCCAAUGGAAAAUACCAUGUCGCCUGAGGUUCCUGAUGUGGAACAAAAGGUGAAGUCAAGUGACAGUCUAGUAGAGAGACCGGAGGCAGGAUCAAACAAGGAAGGAGGCCUUGCGCCCGUGUCCAAGAGGCAAAGGAAAAAGCUGUUGAAGCAGAAGCAGUGGGAAGAGCAGAAAGAUCUACGGAGGCAGAAACGAAAAGAAAAACGCCAGAAGAGAAAGCUAGAACGUCAGUCAAAGUUGGACUUCAGUAGUGAAGGGAAUGACAGAAAGCGUAUGCGGAGGGAAGUUGUUCCUAGUACACUUCGCCUCAUUGUGGACUGCAGCUUUGAUGACCUGAUGGUAUUAAAGGAUGUUAAGAAGCUUCACAAACAAAUUCAGAGAUGUUAUGCAGAAAACCGCAAAGCAUUUCAUCCCGUGCAGUUUUACUUGACCAGCCAUGGAGGACAGUUGAAGAACAACAUGAAUGAAAAUGACAAAGGAUGGGUGAACUGGAAGGACAUGGAAAUUAGAACGGAACACUACAGUGAGCUAAUAAAGAAAGAAGACCUAGUAUAUCUUACCUCAGAUUCCCCGGAUGUUCUCAGUGACCUUGAUGAGAAGAAAGCCUAUGUGAUUGGAGGAUUGGUGGAUCACAAUCACCACAAGGGAAUUACAUACAAAAGAGCUGUGGAACAGGGAAUUGGUCAUGCACAGCUCCCACUUGGAAACUUUGUCAAAAUGAACAGUCGCAAAGUGUUAGCUGUCAAUCAUGUGUUUGAGAUUAUCCUUGCAUACCUGGAGAAGAGAGACUGGAAGGAGGCCUUUUUCAGUGUCUUGCCACAGCGGAAAGGAGCUGUUCCUUUGGGAGAAGCCAAAGAUCCCUCCACACAUGCUCUGUUUGGAAAAGAAUAUGAAGGAAAUGAUUUGGGGAGCGACCAGACUUCACAAUGAGAUGAUGGGAAUGGGAUAAAGCUCUCGGCUGGCUCCUUAUGCAGUGUUUGAGAUCAUGCUUGCAUACCUGGAGAAGAGAGACUGGAAAGAGGCCUUUUUCAGUGUCUUGCCACAGCGGAAAGGGGCUGUUUGUUUGGGAGAAGCCAAAGAUUCCUCCAAACAUGCUCUGUCUGGAAAAGAAGAUGAAGGCAAUGUCGUGGUUUUGCCUAGCCGCAGCGGAAAGGCGGAACAAAAGCCCGAGACUCCUCCUCCUCCUCCCGGCGGAACACAGACGGGAUCGGGAAAAAGAAAAAGAGCCCGCCUAAGUUGAAAUAAGAACAAUUUACUAGGGGAAAGUUGAAGAGGAACAACUAUAACAAACAUAAAAGAAUAUUACAAACAAAACAGUCACUCACCACCCAGGAUCAGACCUAAGCCACCGCUCUGGAUCGGCGACCGAGAAACCACGACCCCGCAAGAGAACUUCUUCCAGCCAACUCCUUACCUAUAUCCUGGGCAUGACGUUAGGAUGCCAUCGAAUACCUGCUGGCCAGCCUGGAUUGGCUGUUCGGGCUGUACCCUUUCCUGGUUCCUCACGGGAAUUAACUCUAUCCGAGCUCAAACCAGGACAGGCAAUGACUUGGGCAGCAACCAGACUUCAGAAUGAGAUGAUGGGAAAGAGGAGACGUGUAGUUCAUGGGAUAAAGCUGGGCUGUGAAGUGGUUAGACUCCAAAGACUGUCUGCUGCCAUUGUGAUACUGAAUUGUCUCAGUGCUUGGUAGUUCCAUGGUUGGCUCAGAGCUGUUUCUGGACAGGAAGGGUAAAGAUCAAUGUAGUUUCUUACCGUGGAACCUCCAUAUUCAUAGCUUUUUUAAAAAAAUCAAUUAGUGGCACGUGCAGAAUUUCUUUUGUUUCCCGAGGAAGCAUUUUUUUUUUUAAAUAUUUCUUUUCUAAAUACAUACCAAGUUGGGAGCAUUGCCCAAGAGCAUUAGUAGUUACUUUUUAAACAUAGUCAUUCUUCUCCAUUUCUGCUCUAAGUUUUCUUAAGAGCAGUGGAUGACAAGCCUUCCUGUGAGCUCAAAACAAGUACCACUAGUGCCUGUUGCAAAUGGGCUGGAGUUUGAAAGCAGUCAGGUGAGCAACAAUCUAUAUUGAGGGUCUGUGAGAAAUUAUGGGAGUCCAAGCGUGGUGUUCAGGUUAGUUUAGUUGUACUGAGGGGCCUCUAGGCGUCCUGCUUCUGGCAUUUGGCUUUUCAGCAUUUUUCAUCUCAGUCUUGACGCAGGGAAUAUUUCCUGUCAUUUAAUAUACAAAGGUGGGUCUCUUGGGAAGAGUGCACUGAGCCCUGCUCUGUGCUAAGCUCCUCUUUUCUCAGUGCAGUGCUAACGGGCUUUUUCUCGUUCCCCCUCAAACAGACAGAUGUUUUGAAUGAACCUGUGUGCACUGAAUAGUCUUGCUCUGGAAAAGACAGAAGUAGAGUCAGUUUUGUAGAACCACAGAAUAGUCUGGGUUGGGAGGGCCAAGAAUUUAUGCACUAGCCGUCUGUAGAAGAAUAUGGCCAAGAUGUUCUGUUGCAGUGCAAAACUGAGCUGCACCAUUAGGUGUUAAAGGUACGUUAGCUCUUGCAGCCAGGUGGAAUUCUUGACUCUGAGGGAGAUGGGGGUGGAUACAGCAGAGCAUUACAGAUUUGUUUGGAUCAGACAGCAACGGAGAUCUCUGGAAGUGCUGUGGGAGUUGUUGAUGAAAGUCUUGGUGAAAGAUCUACAAAAAAGCACGUGCAAAUAUGUAUGUGUGAGUACCACAGCACAGAAAGUUAGGAAAGAGAGAGAAAGAGACUGUAUAGAGGUGUCUAAGUUUAAAGUUCAGAUCUUACCCAAAAGUGACCCUAUGAGGGGAAGAGAGGUUCAGCCCAUCAGCUGAUCGCAGGAGUCAAGAGUCAGUGAUGGAUUCUUGCCUGACUUAGUCACGAUGGUAUCUUUCCUAAUGGUUCCCCUUUGUUAAGCCAUUUCUGUAAUACUUUUUACUUUCAAGGGGGAGCUUGAGUGGCUCGAGUCAUAAAUACCUUUAUUAGGAUUGGUGUAAAAUUCUCUCGCUUUGCUUUUAAAGGCAUAGGCUAAGAAAAGUUCAAAGAGCAUGCUCAGUGAGGGGUGGUCGCACCUUGGAGGCAGGCAGCCUUUGGGAUGGAGGUGUGUUUUGGUGUUAUAGUGACAUUAGAAUGAGCAAAGUUCACUCAGACGACGGCAUUUUGUCAAAACGUGACAGAAGGCUGGCCCAGAGUGUCAGGCCUGCAGUUUAUCAGUCCCGUAGUACCAUGCGGAACCUGGCUACAGAAUCCCCACUCCAUCCCAGCCUCCGUGCUGGUUGCCUAGUGAACCAGGGAUUCCUCACGUACCAGCUGCAGUCUUCCCUGGGACCCUUUGCGAUGUUACACCUUUCCUUAGAGUGUGAACAAUGCUGUCUCUUUAAUAGAAGUUCAACUUCUAAAUUAUUUCCAGUAAUCAUUCCACAGGAACAAUGCUGGCUCAUGCUUAAUCUGCUGUCCAGCAGAACUCCCAGGCCCCUCUCCGUGCAGCUGCUCUCCAGCAGGUCAGCCCUCAGCCUGUACUGGUACAACAUGGGGUUGUGCCUCCCCAGGUGCAGGACUUUGCCCUUGCCCCUGCUGGGAGGUUCCUCUCUGCCCGUGCAGCAUGGUGUGGUUGAAUCGCUUCAGGCCUAAAUAAAAUGGGCAUAAAAUAAUUUUGACAAGGAGUCUGAACAAAUCUCUUUUUAAUGUGCAUACUGAAUUUACAUGUUUCUGUUUGUUAAGGAGACCGGGAGACGCUUCAGUGUGUCUGAACACUGCGGGGUCCUCCUCUGUAAAGGGGGUAUCUGUUCUUUGGGAGGUGGCUGCGGCACUCGUGGAGCUGCUGAUCGAGCGGGAGGGCAGGAUGGUCUCUUGUUUCCAUGCAUUUGCAGUUUGCCCCGAGAGCACUUCUUCCUGUUCUCUGCCGCACUUUCCUUGGGAGUCAGCAUGCCUUUGUCUGUCAGUUUUGUCUGUCUUUUGUCCCCCAAGUCUUUCUCUGAAAUGGGAAAGGAGCAGAAAUUUUACUCAAGUUGCCCCUUGCUGAUUUGGAUGCUUAGGGUGAAUUCAAGAGGUCCCCUACCUCACUUUCAGAGGGCUCAAGGAUGUAAGAGAGAGACAUAUUGUUUGCCUUCUGCCUUCCCCCAUCCCCACCGAGAGCGCAUGUUUGCCCAUCCUGCACCAAACCUGAGUGUGCUGAGGCCUGAAGGACUCAUUUCUGUGCCCUGUCACCUCCCCACUCAGCACAGCCACGGCUGGGCCUAGCACGCUGCUCUGGCUCCUACUCUUCCACCUCAGCAACUCCACUCAGUUCAGGUCUGUGAGGAUUUCUGGGCUUUAGGGGAAUGCCCAGGAGCGUGUGUGGUUCAGGAAGGGAUGCAGUUGCCUGUGUUUGUCACCUUUUUUACUUGUCCUUGCUGACCACUUUUGGAUCUUGGCAGGCGAAUCUGUCUGGAAACCCUCGUGGAGUUGUUCCAGUACCUGGAAGAUGAACAAGACAGAUGCCAUGAAGGAUGAGAAGCUGAUUCACGGACAACUUUUGCAUGGCUUUUGCUUUAGUGCAGGCUGUGAGAUUGCCCCUGGUGCCUGCCCCUAGCAAGUUGCAGACAGGUGAAAGUGACUCCAGAGGAAAUGCUAAAAAGGAAAAGCAGUAGACUCCACUCGAGUAGCAAGGGGAGAGAAAUCUGGCAAUGAAGGACCACACCAUCCUUGAAGGAAAUGAAACGUGCAAAGUCCUAGGAAGUCGUAUGCGGUAACCCUCACAUCUUACCUUUUUUUUCCGAUCCAAGUCACUGUGGCCAGUGUUCACCUUCUCCUGGACGCAAGAUUUGUCACGCGAGAUGAGCGAAGGAGAGGACGGCUGAGUGAGGGGUAUGACGUGGAUUCCCUCUGUUUUUGCAGGUUGUGUGGAGGCUUGGAAUCGUUUUUUCAAGAGCUGUUUUUCCCCAAAAAGAAAGCACGGUGUAAAGGAAGGGCAUGACUCCACGUAAGCAGCACUUAAAGGCAAGGUGAACUCUAUGGCUAACACAAGUCCCCAGCAAGGGUGUGCAGCACAAGAGACCCGAGACUGUCACCUGUUGGGAUGUGACCCCCUCUAGGUUAAUUUCAUGGGUGCAUUGCCACAACCUCCAAUGUACAGACAGCGAGGAGAAGAAUAACAGAUAUCCAGGGCGUAAUGUGUAACACUGGAUGACUGUGGGAACUGCUGAUGGAAAUCAGAUGAGGAAGGGAAUCAAUCUGGAUCUCUGUGGUGUCUUUGCUCUUCUGUACUGGGUUUGUCAUGACAAGCACACUUAGUGCUAGGCCACUAUAUUUCUCUGUGCACAGGCUCCCCCUGCCCUUUGAAGGCCCAAGUGGUCCAACUGUGCUUGGCAGAAGUUUCUAUUUGUAAGUACAAAGACCAGCAGGCUGCUGAGAGCUGCUAAGGAAGCGUAGUUGUCUGAGGGUGGUGAUAUGUCCAUCCUGUAGUCAUUCUGUAGCCAAACCACAGCAAAUAAGACCUGGAAGAGCUGUUUUCUGUGAGAGUAAGGGAAGAGUAAAAGUCAAGCGUGGUCUUUCCUACAGCCAGCUCAGGAGGCAUGACACAGCUGGAAGCAAUAGAGUUCUAGUUUAGUUAUCAAGCGCCCUGACACUGUCUCCCUUGCAGGCUCCUGUUCUACCCGUGGGAUCCUCAUGUGUCUGGCUGUGGCUCUGGGCUGUCCUCCUUACCAAUCAAAGACUGUCAGUUCUGGCGACAGUCUUGGGAAAUGAGAGAGUACUGAAAGCAUGAGCCAUGUAUUUUUUUUCUGUUACCUUUUCAGAGGCAGGAGGGUGACCUUCAGUCCUUUCACGAGGAUCUGCAGUGAGUUCUGGAAACAGACAGGCAGAGUGUUUUCUCAAGUUGAUAAAGGAAGGCUGUAAGUUACCCUUUAUGCUCUUCAGGGCAGGGGGCAUUUUAACUUCAGAAUGGCACGAGCAUAUUUUCGAUCUCCCUAGGGGGUUGUAAUUCUUCUCUGGUUUGUUUGCUUUUUGAGCCUCACACAGCACAUUGGUGCAGUGACUUGCUGAGGGGCCUGAGAAGUGAGAAGAAAAGCCUGGAAAGUGUAUUUACAACAGGUGGGCUGAGAGUGCCGUCUCCCCGCUACUGCCCAGUGAUCGCUGCUCAUUAUGAAGUUGUUACAUGUCUGGGCAGCACGUGAUCUCUAAAAGGUACCAAGGUGCAACGCUAGUUAGCCAGAAGAAAUCUUGCAAGAUGUGGAGACCACACACAUAGAAGGGAAGAAAGACUUACCUUGUAAAGGCGGAAGCCUGUUUCUAACAGCACAGAUGCGAGUGUUGUUUAAUCCUGUGGAAAAAAACCAAAGGAUACAGAGAUGAUUCAUUGCUGAGGACAGCUAACGAUGCUGCCGAGUGGCUUGAAAUGAAGGGAAUGGCUGAUGCUGGGGAAAUGCUUCUCUUGGACAGAUCCAGGAAAGUGGAGCAGGGGGUAUUUUUGGAAGAAAAUGGCAUUACACUCAAAUUUCCCUUUUUGCUUUUGAGGGCAGCUGUCCAGGCUCUCUGUGUAGUCCCUCAUCAACUCUUACUAGGCAUGUGAUACACCAUCCUGGGAUGGGGAGCAUUCCUGCAGUAGUAGUAGCCUUCCCCUGAGUCACUCGACUGAGAGGAAUGCUGGUUGAACUGGGGCUCACACACUGGCAUGGAAUCAAUAUCUGUCGUGUAAGCCUGGAUCUUCUCCUGUCGCAGAGCAUGCCUCUGUUGAGCAGUUUGGCUCCUCCACUGAUGGCCUGAGGCCAGGCUCUAGAAGGAGAGUAAAGAACGUGAACUGCCAUAGGCUGAAAGGCAGCACAAUCUGCAAUUACUCCUUUCCUUGUUCCUCCCUCUUCCAUGUCCAAUUUGGAGAAGUUAUAAGCAUGGGCGGGUAGAAGCAAGCUCCCCGCUGCUCCGCUCCUAAGUCGUUCCACGGGGCAGCCAAUGCUGCUGCUAUUUGCUUAUAGUUCGUGCUCCGCAGGUCAGCCGCACCUUGCUAUGCCUGCCUGAGACAUCUCCUUGUAGCAACACAUUCUGUUGGAGCAGGGCAGUGAAUUGCUCUCUGACUUGUCACGGGAGGUGCGGGGCCAAGUGAUGAGAGGAAAGGACAUGCGCAGGCGUUUUGGGUUUCUGUCUUUCCUAAGGGUUGUGUGGGUAGAGAGGCAGUCCUGUGUUUCUUAAUACCUGCGCUGGUUCAGGUGCAUUCCUGAGCCAGAGAAAGCCCAGGGGAGCAUGAAGGCCUGCCGGGAGCCAGCAGCUGUCCCUCAGGAGCUGUAGGCAGGGCCAGGAGUCAUGGUGGUCAGAUGCCGCUCCCACCAAAGGCAGCCCUGGGGAGCACUGCAACUUGAUCAGUCAAUUUCAUCAAUCCUCUCAGUCCAAGGGAAGGUUUUGAAAAGGAAAGAAACCCCUGUUUUUUCUCAAGACCUUUCCCCAAACACAAAGCACCGUGUAAAGGAAGGGCAUGACUCCACGUAAGCAGCACUUAAAGGCAAGGUAAAGUCUAUGGCUAACACAAGUCCCCAGCAAGGGUGUGCAGCACAAGAGACCCGAGACUGUCACCUGCUGGGAUGUGACCCCCUCUAGGUUAAUUUCAUAGGUGCAUUGCCACAACUUCCAAUGUCCAGACAGCGAGGAGAAGAAUAACAGAUAUCCAGGGCGUAAUGUGUAACACUGGAUGACUGUGGGAACUACUGAUGGAAAUCAGAUGAGGAAGGGAAUCAAUCUGCAUCUCUGUGGUGUCUUUGCUCUUCUGUACUGGGUUUGUCACUACAAGCACGCUUAGUGCUAGGCCACUACAUUUCUCUGUGCACAGGCUCCCCCUGCCCUUUGAAGGCCCAAGUGGUCCAACUGUGCUUGGCAGAAGUUUCUAUUUGUAAGUACAAAGACCAGCAGGCUGCUGAGAGCUGCUAAGGAAGCGUAGUUGUCUGAGGGUGGUGAUAUGUCCAUCCUGUAGUCAUUCUGUAGCCAAACCACAGCAAAUAAGACCUGGAAGAGCUGUUUUCUGUGAGAGUAAGGGAAGAGUAAAAGUCAAGUGUGGUCUUUCCUACAGCCAGCUCAGGAGGCAUGACACAGCUGGAAGCAAUAGAGUUCUAGUUUAGUUAUCAAGCGCCCUGACACUGUCUCCCUUGCAGGCUCUUGUUCUACCCGUGGGAUCCUCAUGUGUCUGGCUGUGGCUCUGGGCUGUCCUCCUUACCAGUCAAAGACUGUCAUUUCUGGCGACAGUCUUGGGAAAUGAGAGAGUGCUUAAAGCAUGAGCCAUGUAUUUUUUUUCUGUUACCUUUUCAGAGGCAGGAGGGUGACCUUCAGUCUUUCCAUGAGGAGCUGCAGAGGGUUCUGGAAACAGACAGAGUGUUUUCUCAAGUUGAUAAAGGAAGGCUGUAAGUUACCCUUUAUGCUCUUCAGGGCAGGGGGCAUUUUAACUUCAGAACGGCACGAGCAUAUUUUGGAUCUCCCUAGGGGGUUGUAAUUCUUCUCUGGUUUGUUUGCUUUUUGAGCCUCACACAGCACAUUGGUGUAGAGACUUGCUGAGGGGCCUGAGAAGUGAGAAGAAAACCCUGGAAAGUGUAUUUACAACAGGCGUGUUGAGAGUGUGUGACAUAAUUACCUAAGUGGCCUGGAAAUUAAUGCUUAUAUUAAACCUUGCAUGAAAGAUCAGCAUUGUUCACCCAUUAAGGAAAGGUAUAAAAAUCAGCAUUGUUCACCUAUUAAGGAAAGGUAUAAAAAUCAGCAUUGUUCACCUAUUAAGGAAAGGUAUAAAAUCGGGAAGGCUUACAGGGUGGAUACAGCUGCUGCUGCUAUGUGAGGAAUGCACAACACAGCAAUUCCCUGCAAAUACCAUGCAGUGUGGAGCAGAGUGGAGGCUCUGCCGACACACUCUGUGAGGAUACGCAGGAACGAGAUGGUCCUCUAGAACUGAUAAGCAGCACUUUUGGUACCCUGAGCCAAUGGUCUGUCAAAUCUUGACAAAAUGCUGUCUUUAGUGCAAACUUUGCUCAUUUUAAUGUCAUUUUAAUACUAAAACAUACCUCCAUCCCAAGGCUACCUGUCUUCAAGGUGAAACUACUCCUCCCUCAGUCUGCGCCCCGAAUUGUUUGUAAACUGUACCUUUAAAUGCGAGGCAAGAGAAUUUCACACCAAUUGGAAUAAAGGUAUUUAAGACUAAAGUCACUCUAACUCCACCUUGAAGGUGAAAAAAGGUAUAAAAUGGUUAAAGAAAAGGGGGAUGUUGGGGGAAGACACCAUCACGAACAACUCGGGGAAGCUCCUUUGCAGAUUGUCUCUGACUCUUGGGAUCAGCCAACGGACUGAGCCUCUCUUCCUCUCGCCUUGGGUGGCCUUGGGUGAGACUUAAACUAAGUACUUCUGCUGGAAACAGAAUUUUUGUAGCCAGGCUGUACUUUGUCAUUUCGUGCACUGUAUUAAAUACGUGUCUAUAUUUUUUUUGUACGUAUUUCUUUUGCAGACAGUCACUAUUGCUGGCAAUCCACAACAACCUGUAUCUCUUUUGCAUGAAUAAAACUGCACUAAGUAGCCAGUCAUCAGUGUUUUUCACUGAACGUGACCAGACCCUGGAGUGUGGCUCUGCUAGUUCCUGAGAAUGACUGGACUGAAGAUGCAGUCCACUAUCACUGAAUCCAGAGUCAUGAUAGUUCACAGGAGGUGAACAUGCCUGGACUGGUCGUGGUAAAUUAAGCAUCACUCAAAAUUUCAACCUAGCCACACCUAACCUCCCACCUUGGUGAGGACAGUUAGAAUGAAAGGGGGUUUAUUUUCUGCCAAAUCACUCUGUCCCUUUUUAAUGUGCCGUGUCCCCGCUACUGCCCAGUGAUCGCUGCUCAUUAUGAAGUUGUUACAUGUCUGGGCAGCACGUGAUCUCUAAAAGGUACCAAGGUGCAACGCUAGUUAGCCAGGAGAAAUCUUGCAAGAUGUGGAGACCACACACAUAGAAGGGAAGAAAGACUUGCCUUUUAAAGGCGGAAACCUGCUUCUAACAGCACAGAUGCGAGUGUUGUUUAAUCCUGUGGAAAAAAAACAAAGGACAUGGAGAUGAUUCAUUGCUGAGGACACCUAACGAUACUGCCGAGUGGCUUGAAAUGAAGGGAAUGGCUGAUGCUGGGGAAAUGCUUCUCUUGGACAGGUCCAGGAAAGGGGAGC
Molecule: messenger RNA, 10335 nt
Organism: Colius striatus (speckled mousebird)
Lineage: Eukaryota; Metazoa; Chordata; Aves; Coliiformes; Coliidae
Gene: TRMT10A
Product: tRNA methyltransferase 10A
Exons: 8
Coding region: 120-1139 (339 amino acids)
Biological process (GO): tRNA N1-guanine methylation
Cellular component (GO): nucleoplasm; cytosol; nucleus
Molecular function (GO): tRNA binding
Source: RefSeq, a predicted model, not a curated record